AUGAAGGAAACCAAAGCGGUUUACACGGCUUCGGCGGACGACGUCGACGAACUGCUAGAAGUAUGGGAGGCACUGAAAGACGAUCUCGACGAUGGGAAAACUGUUUUUGCUCCCCAAGACCAGUCAGCUUCCAAAAAGCGAAAACGUGGCUCAAGCAGCAAGACUUCCAAGGGACGGAAGAAGGCGCGAACUCCAGAGAGCGAUGGUGGGAGCGACUUUGUCGACACUGAUCAGUCUAGCGAGGAUUCUGAUGAGGAAAGUGACGCUGGAGAAGAGCAGCCAGAGGCGACUCGCACUCCGCUCACCAAAGAAGAGAUUAGCCAGAAGAUCUCAGAACUGAAGACCACGAAGAAAGAAAGCCGUCGCCACAAGCAAGAUCUCGAAGUUCAGAUCAAAGAAAUUCGAGCGAAGAUCUCCGAUAUUGACGAGGCGGACGCAAAAAUCGAAGCCAAGAUGAGAGCAAUAGCCAUUUCUGGUCGAAAUGACUAUUCCCGCGGUGCGAUUCGGCAGGAUUUUGCCGCUGGUGUCAAGGAGUUGGAUCAGGAGCUUGCCGAAGAGGAGGAUGCCGCGAAUUUCAACCCAGAUGUUGACGCUCGCGAUUAUGACAAGGUCGCACAAUCCCUGCCUGUCUUCUGCGUUUCGUCCCGAGGCUACCAGAAGCUGCAAGGGCGAUUGCGGAAAGAAGCAGACAUACCCGGAUUCCAGACAGUGGAAGAGACUGAAAUCCCUCAGCUUCAGGCUCAUUGUAAAAAGCUCACCGAAGUGAGCCGAGAGUCCAAUUCUCGACGAUUUUUGAACAGUCUCAAUCAGCUCCUGAACUCUCUUCGCUUGUGGUCUUCCCCAGAUAGGCAUGGUAGUCAUCUCACUGACGCCCAAAAGGCCCGACAAUCCACGAUGAUCCAGGAUAAGAUCCAGAAGCUCGAGAGUAUUACUGACUGUAGAGCAGAGGAUGCCCUCACCCCCGCCGCAGUUGAAGCAAACAAGACUGUGCUUCGAUGGGGGGCGCCGGUUAACCGUAACGACCGCACCUCUGGAGGCUACUUCUGGGCCACGUACAAAGCUAUAUGCCGCCGUAAUGGGGUGUAUGCAAACGCUCAGGGACCUCAUGACUGGAACGCCGAAAUGAUUCAGCCUAUUAUCAAGGCCGUUGCUUCCGGGUGGGAGAAAACCUUUUCCCGGCGCAUUCAAUCCCUCUUACAGGGCGCUGCCUCCGAUGCAGGCCGCCUGCUGAAAUCAUUUCAUGAAGACAUAGAGCAGGAAGCCAGCCGAAAUGGACCUAUCGCAAGUUUGCAUCUGCUGUCUCACCAAUUGCACAACUAUCAAGAGCUCCUGAAGGAUAUUUGCAACGAGAAUAUGGCAACGAUUGUGGCUCAAUCAAAGGAGAUCAACCGCAUGUUCCAGCCCGUGAUUGGUACUGCACUUGAACCUGCCUACAAGACUUGCGUUGCUGAGCGCGGAAUUGGGAGUUUUAUGCGAAUGAAAGCGACAAUGGCCGCCCAUGUGGAAGAAGCUCGGUGGUCCAUGUUUCAUGAAAGUGUGAACACGGUCAAGCAGGCUCUUGAAGACAUGGUCAGAUCUGUGGAGGCCAAGAUGCUAUCCAGGACCCAGGAGAUCCUUGUGUUCGUGAAGCGAGAUUAUACCUCCGCUCUUGGCGGAAGCUUUCUGGCCACAAGCAGAGUACUGCCGCCCAAUCAUCGCGCUGCACGUCAGCAUGUUUUCGAAAAAAUCAACGCAGGCGAAGUGGCCUUUAAGCGGCUCGUCAAUCCCGCUUACGAAGUGGAGGAACCAAAAUCAGAACGAAACAGUGAAAACCCACCGAGUCGUCUGGAUGAGACCACUCCAAACGCUUCAGAAAAUGCCGUGACUGAGGAAAGGGUCGUUGUUAGCGAAGCUUCUGAUACACUCAAUCUUGAUCCAGUUGUCGAAGAAGCUUCCCAGGACAGCUUUGUGCCACUAUCCGAUGGUUAG
Molecule: messenger RNA, 1968 nt
Organism: Aspergillus clavatus NRRL 1
Lineage: Eukaryota; Fungi; Ascomycota; Eurotiomycetes; Eurotiales; Aspergillaceae
Exons: 3
Coding region: 1-1968 (655 amino acids)
Source: RefSeq, a predicted model, not a curated record